UGAUCGUCCCCGCAGACGGUGCAUGUCUUCAAAUCGGUCUUGGGCUUUAGUAGUUUCCAUAUGUAAUCGGGAUGGCCGAAUUUCCUUUUCAAUCGUUUUUCCAGGGAUCUUCGACUCUUCGGUACGGCCCAUAAGAACCCAUCGCCGAUAAGAGAUUCGAUAGAAAACGGGGCUUCUCUCGGGGGCCUCUCAAUUCCAACGCCUGCCAAGCAAUAGGCAUCUAAAAAAAAAGUGAGGUUAUAUUUUGGUAUUGUAUUAUGUAAUUGUGGAUACCUGGAGGAUGUGGGUGGUGUCCUAGUAACACAUUAAGAGUUUGUUGGAAUCUGCGGAACGCUAGAUUUAUUCUACUUGCUAUCGAUACACUCAUUUUGUAGUGUAUUUUAUUUGUAAUAUUUGUUAAUAUAAAAAGUAAGGUUAUGUUGGUUAAUAAUUGCACGCUCUGUCAAUUUUCGUAUCAUUCGUACUCCGUCUAACCAACGCAUAGUGAUAUACGCAUCUCUUUUUACGUCAGCUGUCAAAAGUCACGUUUGUGUCAAUGUCGAAGGCAAUGCAAAUGUUAUGGGAAAUAGAAAUGAGAAGUGCAUCGGUAGUGGGACUGUGGAAAGUGAAAAAAUCGUGCCGUUGGAUGAUACGGCGCGGCUCCUCGUCGUGCGGCCGUCUCACAACAGUCUCGACGAUGGCUUCUGCAGGGUGCGGUAGAUUGUGCGCUCGGGUGCACGAGAAACUGUGUCAGUGGGGACAAUCGCAAAUUUCUCGAAAACCGUCGAGUGCGCGCGGCAAAUUUGGAUUUUUCACGCCGAUCAGGAAUUUCUCGGACGACGCCACUAAGGCUCAGGCGUUGAAGAACGCCGUGGCGGCCGCCGCGACGACGGCGUCGUCGGGAUGUUGGCACCCCUGCGUGCGACCGGAGGCGCCCGGAACUGCCCGGACUUUCGCGACGAUGAGAACCCAACAGCCCGGCUCGUUGCCCGAUUAUCAAGUCGAUCCUUACGCCCUGCUCGAGGACGAUCUCAGGGACGUUUACGAAUAUAUUAAAAAUGUGCUCAGGAGAAACACAUUCCAGGAUAAUUUGUACGAAAUAGCCACGUAUUAUUUCGACGGACACGGGAAAGCUCUUAGACCAAUGGUUACCAUUCUAAUGGCCCGUGCAAUUAACUAUCACGUGUACAAAGAAAACAGAAACGAACUAUUGCCCGCCCAAAGAGAGGUAGCCAUGAUAUCGGAGAUGAUCCAUACGGCCUCUUUGGUCCACGAUGACGUCAUCGAUCAAUCGGAUUUCCGCAGGGGCAAGCCCAGCGUCAACGUCAAGUGGAACCACAAAAAAGUGACGAUGGCGGGCGAUUUUAUUCUGGCCGUAGCUUCAAUGAUGAUAGCUAGGUUAAGAAAUAACGAUGUUACAUCGGUGUUGAGCCAAGUCGUGUCUGAUCUAGUCCAAGGUGAAUUUAUGCAAUUAGGAUCUAAAGAAACGGAAAACGAACGAUUCGCCCAUUAUUUACAGAAAACCUACAGGAAAACCGCCUCGCUGAUCGCCAAUUCAGUCAAAUCGGUGGCGAUUCUGGCCGAAUGCGACGAAAAAACCACCGAAAUAUCGUAUCAAUACGGCAAAAACAUCGGACUGGGUUUCCAAUUGGUCGACGAUCUAUUGGACUUCGUCUCAUCAUCGGAGGCCAUGGGCAAACCGACGGCGGCCGAUCUGAAGCUCGGCCUCGCCACCGCUCCGGUACUAUUCGCCUGCGAAAAGUAUCCCGAAUUGAACCCGAUGAUAAUGAGACGGUUCCAAGAACCCGGCGACGUCGAGAAGGCCUUCGAGCUGGUGCACGAAUCGCGCGGCCUCCAACAGACGCAAUUCCUGGCCCGCCAGCAUUGCCAGGAGGCCGUCCGCUAUGCCAAUCUCAUCGAGGAGAGUCCCUAUCAGAAGGCGCUCAUCGUCACCGCCGAUUACGUGCUCAAUCGCAUGAAAUAGUUUAGAGAAUUACGCAUGUAGUACGACGAUUAGGACGGCGAGAAAGAGGGGGAGCGAUCUUGAAUUUUCCGCUCCUUUUCCAAUACACGCUUCCGCUCGUUUAGAUAGUAAAGGAGCGAGAAUUCGACGUGAUCGAUAGAUCUAGAUGGCGUUAGAACUGCGCGAGUAUCUAUGCGCUAUCUCUUUUUCUCUGGUACUACCUCCCUGUAUUUCUCUUUUCAUCUACCAAUUAACUGCAGAUAAAAUAACCACCAGUGUGAGAUAAUGUGUGAGAGAAUGAGAGUUCGUGAGAGAAGGAGAUAGCUGCUACGGUACUUGCGCAGUUGUAACUCUCAUAACUCAUUUGUGUAUAUUUCUCUAGAAGAAGAAGUAGAAGGGAGAUAGCGGUAGAAGCGGUAGAAAUACUUGUACAGUACUAGAUACUAGUAUACUCUAGUAGUUAGUUCUAAGGUAGCGUUAGAACUGUGCAAGUACACUAUCUUCCUCUUUUACACUCCCUCUUCUAUCACUCUGUCUCUGCUACUCUAUCCAUCAGCCAUCUUUCCCUCUAUCCUCCUCUCCCCCUCUCCUUGUCUCCCUCUCUUCCUCUAUCUCUCUAUUAUACUCGGAUAUACACACUCUCUUUCUUGCACUUGUGUUAUUCUUAUGUCCGCACGUAGGCGAUAGUUGUAGUUAUGAAAUUAUUUUGAAAAUUAGUUAAAGUUUAAUAUUUAAGGAAAUUUAAAAAAAAAUAUAUGUAUGCCCAAUUUGUACGAGUUACCAUUUUUAUUAUAAUUAAAUAAUACAAGUCAAUAUUUUAGAUUAGCGAUAAGAGAUAAAAGUAAAUUAUGUAUUGAAUAUAAUAGGCAAGAGGACAGGGUUUUUUGUAUUUAAUUAGUAAAAAAAUAGAGUUUAAAUUCCCUGGAUAGUCAUUUAAAUAACAAUGCUUGUAUUGUAUAUAUAUUUAAUUUAGAGAGAAUUCGGUUUCUAUUUUUUAUUCAUAAUAAUCCACAAACGAAAAUCUUAUUUAUUAAAUCGAGCACGUGAAAAAGGAAAAAAAUUCUUUACCACACUCAUCUUAUAAAAACCUUAUUAUUUUUAUUAGACAUUAUUAUUAACUGUAACUCCUACGCAAUUG
This is a messenger RNA of Phyllotreta striolata, 3080 nucleotides long. The record is from the annotation of a GenBank genome assembly. NCBI's taxonomy places the organism in Eukaryota, Metazoa, Arthropoda, Insecta, Coleoptera, Chrysomelidae.